This is a messenger RNA of Elephantulus edwardii (Cape elephant shrew), 1203 nucleotides long. RefSeq names its product prenyl (decaprenyl) diphosphate synthase, subunit 2 (gene PDSS2). The transcript has 8 exons. Gene Ontology annotation, molecular function: prenyltransferase activity. The coding region runs from base 1 to 1203 and encodes 400 amino acids. Gene Ontology annotation, biological process: ubiquinone biosynthetic process; isoprenoid biosynthetic process. Gene Ontology annotation, cellular component: transferase complex; mitochondrion. The record is from RefSeq and is a predicted model, not a curated record. Lineage: Eukaryota; Metazoa; Chordata; Mammalia; Macroscelidea; Macroscelididae.
AUGAACCUCCGGCAGCUGUUUUUGUACUUUCCCCGCUAUCUCGGGGUCUCGAGUUCCUUACGUCGCUGGUGGUGGUCCUCAUCUCUCAACCCCAUAUCCACAGUGGGCUCCUGGCGUGGCCAGUCCUCCAAGUCCCCGGCUCACUGGAACCAGGUGGUGUCAGAAGCUGAGAAGAUCGUGGGCUAUCCCACGUCCUUUAUGAGCCUCCGCUGCCUCCUGAGCGACGAGCUCAGCAAUAUUGCCAUGCAGGUGCGGAAGCUGGUGGGGACUCGGCACCCUCUGCUUACAACGGCCAGGGGCCUUGUAUAUGACAGCCGGAAUAACCUGCAGUUGAGGGGCUUGGUGGUGCUACUUAUUUCUAAAGCGGCUGGGCCCAGCAGUGUGGAUGAGUCAUGUCAGAACUAUGACAUGGUCAGUGGGAUCUAUUCAUGUCAAAGAAGUUUGGCAGAGAUCACAGAACUUAUCCAUACGGCUCUUCUUGUGCAUCGUGGGAUUGUCAAUCUAAAUGAAUUGCAGUCUUCUGAUGGGCCACUGAAAGACAUGCAGUUUGGAAAUAAAAUAGCUAUCCUGAGUGGAGACUUUCUUCUAGCAAAUGCCUGCAAUGGACUUGCUCUGCUGCAGAAUACCAAGGUUGUGGAACUUUUAGCAAGUGCUCUUAUGGAUUUGGUACAAGGAGUAUACCAUGAAAAUUCUGUGUCAGCAAAGGAAAAUUAUAUCACAGAUGAUAUUGGAAUAUCAACUUGGAAGGAGCAGACUUUUCUCUCCCAUGGUGCCUUACUAGCAAAGAGCUGCCAAGCUGCAAUGGAAUUAGCAAAGCAUGAUGCUGAGGUUCAGGAUAUGGCAUUUCAGUAUGGGAAGCACAUGGCCAUGAGUCAUAAGAUAAAUUCUGACCUCCAGCCUUUUAUUAAAGAAAAGGCAAGUGACUCCAUGGCUUUUAAUCUGAAUUCAGCUCCUGUAGUCUUACAUCAAGAGUUUCUUGGAAGAGAUUUGUGGAUGAAGCAGAUCAGAGAGGCUCAAGAGAAGGGAAGGUUAGACUAUUCUAAGUUGCGAGCAACAAUCAAAGCUGGCAAAGGUGUGACUUCAGCUAUUGACCUGUGUCGUUACCAUGGAAACAAAGCACUGGAGGCCCUGGAGAGCUUUCCUCCCUCGGAGGCCAGAUCUGCUUUAGAAAACAUUGUGUUUGCCGUGACCAGAUUUUCGUGA